AAGACCAAUCAACGCCUCGUGCCUGGGCAUGGCGUUGAUCCUUCAUUUUCGUCCGGACCUUAGGGCUUCACUGCUAAAUCCUGAAGACAGCCCGACUGUCCCGUGCUGGCGAUGGGGCCAUCGCCCCCAACAAACAUCUUGUUUUUUUCUUAUCCAUCGUUCCUUGUCAUACCCUUAUAUAGAAAAGGCGCCCCCACAUCCAUGUUCCAGUCCCUACCACUGAGCCCUUUUUCCUGGAUUUGACCAGGCAAAGUCCCAACAGCACGAUGUCGAGCCACAACAGAAAAAGUUAUUUGCGCGCUCUUCUUGCAUUAUCGCUGUCGAUCCCAGCCCGGUGCACAACAACCUACUACAUCAACAAAGUAGCAGACUACUCAUCGUUAUCACAAUGUGCAGUCGCCCCGCUCAGCAGCGUCGUCCGGGACAUGGUGUCUGGCUGCGGUGACGGGGGCAAAUACACAUCCUACAGCUGCUUCUGCACCGCCAGCUCCUCCGAGUUCAAUCACAUCAUCUCCUCCGGCGUCGGAUCCAAUUGCGGGACAAACUCAGAGAAUCAGGUCUCGACCGCGUUGGAGGUCUUCCACAGCUACUGCAUGUUCAAUGCGACCGCGACAACGACGACCGAACCAGUGCAGCCUGCCAGCACAUGUACUUACCUCCUUUCUUGUCCUUCAACCGUCCCAUUGAAUCCCACUAACAUGUUCCCAGCGACCACAACAGCAUCGACCCUGUCAGCUACAACUUCUACCACAAGCCCUGCCGCCCCAGCUGCCUCCGUAACAACCACACCCAGCCCUGUCGCCACAUCAACAUCAGAGACCGCCAGCAUCCCAUCCACACCAUCGCCCACCCAGGCCCGAACACCCGCCAGCAAGUCCUCUACUUCGCUAAGCACAGGCAGCAAGGCCGCCAUCGGCGUCUGCGUCCCCGUCGCAGCCAUCAGCCUCGCUGCGGCCGCGUUCCUGCUGGUCCGCAAACGGUCGCGUCGCGCUCAGCGGGACCACAACGGGAUGAUGCUGGGCUCCAGCGCGCCCACCCCGCGCGAGCCCCACAGCCCGACCGAGAUGCGGCCGGAGAUGUGGCAGAGAUACGAGCUGCCGGAGGACGCGAAGCGAAAGAGCACCCACUUGUACGAACUGUCCGGGGAUGGACCGUCGGCUGGGCGGUGA
This is a messenger RNA of Aspergillus brunneoviolaceus CBS 621.78, 1169 nucleotides long. RefSeq lists its product as uncharacterized. The record is from RefSeq and is a predicted model, not a curated record. NCBI's taxonomy places the organism in Eukaryota, Fungi, Ascomycota, Eurotiomycetes, Eurotiales, Aspergillaceae. The transcript has a single exon. The coding region runs from base 267 to 1169 and encodes 300 amino acids.